Molecule: messenger RNA, 2466 nt
Organism: Pseudonaja textilis
Lineage: Eukaryota; Metazoa; Chordata; Lepidosauria; Squamata; Elapidae
Source: RefSeq, a predicted model, not a curated record
AUGUGCCAUGAUGCUAAAUGCACCAUCAAUAACCCUAGUAUUAAAUAUAAAUCUUAUCAUUCAGGUGAUCUCAUCAUUGGUGGCAUUAUUUCAUUGAUUUACAUGAUAUCUAACCUGAUCACCUUCAAAAGAAAUCCAUCUGAAGAGUUACUUGAUAAUCCUUUCUAUUUCAUGGCAUCACGGACAUAUCUUGCUUCUAUGGAGCUUCUUUCUUCACAUGACAGUUUCAUUCCCAACUACAGAUGUAACAUCCACCAAAAUUUAGUAUGUGUUCUUGCAGGACCCAAUUCUCAUAUCUCUCGAGUUAUGGCUGACAUAUUGAGUAUUUACAAGAUUCCACAGCUAACAUAUGGCUCUGCUCCAGUGAUUGAUAACCUAAUUCAAGAAGUCUUCUUCCAUCAUAUGUUCCCAAAUGAACAUCUUCAAAUUAUGGGAAUUAUCCAAUUGCUGCUGCAUUUUAGGUGGACUUGGAUAGGGAUAAUUUUUCAAGAAAAUGAGAUUGGUGAAAGAUUUCUGAGGGAGAAGCUUGUUCUAUUUUCACAGAAUGGAAUCUGUUUUGAUUACAUUGAAGAGUUUCCAACAGAAACAUUUUCAAAUGAGAUGGGAGAACUACUGAAUAAUUUUAUUGAAAUAUACAGAGUCAUUAUGACAAGUACCUCCAGUGUUGUCAUUGUAUAUUCUGAAAACCAAUUGAUGCCAUUUUUAAGAAUGAUUUCCUCUGUUUCGGAAAUUGUGGACACAGCAGUGGAGAAAAAAGACAAAGUUUGGAUUUUCCCGGCCCAGAUGGAAUACACUUCUGUCCCAUUCCAAAAAGACAGAAGUAUGGACUUCAUCCAUGGGGCUCUUUCUUUCACAGUUGCAUCAAAAGAAUUAUUAGGAUUCAAUAGAUUUUUUCAGAUGAGAAACAAUGUUCUAGAAGAGAAGGACAGUUUUUCAAGGAUCUUUUGGGAACAAGCUUUUGAAUGUUCUUUCUCAAAGUCCACUUUAAACCAAGAGUCGGAGAAAAGUUGCACUGGGGAAGAGAAGCUGGAGACCCUUCCAGAUUUUGUUUUUGAAUUGAGCAUGACUGGGCAAAGCUACAGUGUCUACAAUGCAGUUUAUGCUGUGGCACACGCUCUCCAAACCAUGCUUACUUCCUACUCCAAACACAGAGCAAUUGCUGGUACCCCUGUUUCAAAAAUGAAGGUUAUCAAUCAUCAAGUAUGGCAGCUUCACCACUACCUAAGAAAAGUCUCAUUUAACAACAGCCCUGGAGAAAAAAUUUUCUUUGACCAGAAUGGGAAGGUUGCAGCUGGCUUUGACAUUAUCAACUGGGUUACUUUCCCAAAUCAAUCCUUUCUUAAGAUCAAAGUUGGAAAAGUAAAUCCAUCAGCUCAACUAGAAAGCCUUCUCUCUCUAUCAGCAGAUAACAUUGUGUGGGCCAAUCUUUUUAAUCAGACUCAACCUCUUUCUUUGUGCAAUGAUCAUUGCUCCUUGGGUUACAGCAAGAUCAAAAUUGAAGGGAAACCUUUUUGCUGUUAUAAAUGCCUUCGUUGCCCAGAAGGGAAAAUUGCCAAUCAGACAGAUUCAGAUGACUGUUUCUCAUGUCCUGAAGAAAACUAUCCUAACAAGGCCCAGAUGCUUUGCAUUAAAAAAAAUAUAACCUUCUUGUCUUAUAAAGAACCCUUGGGAAUCACCUUGACAAGUGUAGCUUUCUUCUUUUCUUUGAUCUCAACCAUAAUACUGGGGAUCUUCAUUAAACAGCGGGACACUCCUAUUGUCAAAGCUAACAACAGGAUCCUGACCUAUAGUCUUCUAGUUGUUCUCCUCCUCUCCUUCCUUUGUACUUUGCUUUUUAUUGGACAACCUGACCAAAUAACAUGUCUCAUAAGACAAAUUGCUUUUGGCAUUAUCUUCUCUAUAGCAAUUUCUUGUAUAUUGGGGAAGACAACCAUAGUGGUCCUUGCUUUCAUGGCCACCAAACCAGGCUCCAGAAUCAGAAAAUGGGUGGGAAAAAGGCUGGCCAACACUAUUGUCCUGUCUUGCUCUUUGGUGCAAAUAACUAUUUGUAGUUUGUGGCUGGCAAUAUCUCCCCCAUUCCCAGAUUCAGACAUGCACGCCAUGCCUGAAGAAAUUGUCCUGGAAUGUAAUGAAGGCUCAGCUAUCAUGUUUUACAUUGUCUUUACCUUUAUGGGGUUCUUGGCAACCAUCAGCUUCACAGUGGCCUUCCUAGCCAGGAAAUUACCUGAUAGCUUUAAUGAAGCCAAAUUUAUCACCUUCAGCGUGUUUCUCUUUUGUAGUGUCUGGGUGUUGUUUGUUCCCACCUAUCUGAGCACCAAGGGAAAGUACAUGGUGGCUGUGGAGAUCUUCUCCAUUUUGGCUUCUGCAGCUGGAUUACUUGGCUUCAUCUUUUUCCCCAAAUGCUAUAUUAUUGUUAUGAGGCCUGAUUUGAACAGAAAGGAAAAGCUAAUAAAGAAAGAAAACUGA